Messenger RNA from Anoplopoma fimbria (sablefish), 4372 nucleotides. RefSeq lists its product as uncharacterized. Lineage: Eukaryota; Metazoa; Chordata; Actinopteri; Perciformes; Anoplopomatidae. The record is from RefSeq and is a predicted model, not a curated record. Bases 96 to 3863 code for a protein of 1255 amino acids. Gene Ontology annotation, molecular function: GTP binding. The transcript is spliced from 7 exons.
UGGAGACGCGCAGUUCGUCUGGCAGGACCGGACGGGCGACACUAUAAACACACUGCCCUUAAAACCUUCAUUCCACUUUGCUCAGCAGCUAAACCAUGUCUGAUUCUCACCAGUACCCCGUUUUCUUUGAGUGCCACAGCCUGCUCCAGGAACAGCAGAAGAGAAUCGAACAAUAUUUCCGUGUCCGCCGCAGAUCAGGCGGAGGAGACUGCGGAUCGCUGAAAAAGGAGAGUGAUCGGAUCUACAGCGUUGCUUUCAAAAACCAAAAAGAUCAGCAGGCGGUCCUGCAGAGAUCUGAGCAUGUUGUGGACGGUCUGGUCUUCUCCGUCCGAGCCAGCCGGGAACCUCUGACCUCCUCUCCCAGCCAGGAUCUUACAGCUCCAGUACAGAGCCAACAGCGCUUUCCGGCUCCAACUCCUUCAACAAGUGACGAAGAUUAUGAACUACGACCUGAUUCUUACCUCCUACGUUAUCUAAAGGAGUGCCCCAAGGCUGUGAAAGAAUUAGAGGAAGGACUCACCUCUGUGGCCUGCUCUGCCCAGCUGUACCCAGAGGAGGGGAGGGUUUUAGUUAGCCGGUUAGCUCAAGCUGGUGCCGUAGAUGAUGUCACAAAUUGGAAAGCCGAGGUAGACAAACUCUUAGAUGGCUACCUGUGCCACUAUGAGGUGGACCCUCACAAAGUAAAAGCUUUACUUCAGUCCUGCAGCUCUCCUGAUACCACAGAUGAGGUGAAGGUGUAUGGAGAGAAUGGGAUGGCCGUUGUGGUUGGGGAGCGUUCUCAAGUGAACGCCAGGUUGAUGGAUCUUGAGGACUCGUCUGUUAAACGACGGUCAGGUUCCUGUGAGAAGCAAACAAGCAUUCGUCGACUGGGCGAGGCCAAGCUCCGCCUUCUCUGGAAAGAGAUUGAGCGCAGUUUGCAACAAGAUUUUCCAGGAGUGAAGGUCACGCAGGGAGCUGCAGGUCAGUUAGUUUUGGAAGGUUCUGUGGAGGAGAUUCUUAAGGCUGGAGAAUGGAUCUCUGAGCAGGAGAAUUUUGUGUUAGAAAGGACAGUUUCUGACAAGAGCCCACAUUUUUUGGCCUUCUUGAGAAAGGCAUACAAAGGUCCAGAGAAGCUAGGGGACUUUUUAGGGGUUGGUGGCAAGGUGGAAAUAGAGUUACGAGAUGCAGAGGUGUGUUUCUUAUCUCUUUCCACUGAUGAUCUUGUUGCAGCUGUGAAGGCACUGCAAUGUGAGAUCAAAGAAGUCAAGAUUGAUGUUCCUAACUGCUCCUCUGUGCCAUCUGAUCUUUGUGAAAAGCUAAAGUCCAAGAGAAAUGAGAUGAACCAAGACCAAUACAGGGCUCAGGUUGUGUUUGGCCCAGAAAGCACGGUGUGCCUACUGGGCCAUACCAAAGAGGUUGAAGAGCUCAGUAACUAUCUAGGCCAAUUUCUUGACUCCCUUGUUCAGUAUAGAGUCACCACUGACCCGUCAGGGACAGUAGGAUCGUCCACAAGUCCCGCUGGGAAAGAUGAAUUCCCAAGCGUUGCGCGUGAUCUUGCAUCCUUAAGUUUAAGUGAAGUAAACACAACGGCUGCUAGCUACAGCCUUCGGGAUGACUUCCAGGUUCUGGUGUGUCAGGGUGACAUCACCAAACAGGAAGCCGACGCCCUGGUGAACGCUGCCAACGAAGAUUUGGACCACAGUGGUGGAGUUGCUGCUGCACUGAGUAAGGCGGGUGGCCCUGAGGUGCAGAAGGAGAGCAGAGCUAUAGUAAAGCAGACUGGAAAAGUUUGUACAAGUGAUGUGGUAGUGACCACAGCGGGGAACUUAAACUGCAAGAUACUGCUGCAUGCUGUUGGGCCUGUAGGAGGAAAAUCAGGUGACAGAGAGAGGAUGUUACUGGAAAAAACUGUCCAGUCUGCUCUGAAUUUAGCAGAUUUGAUGGAGUGCAGGUCCAUAGCCAUGCCCUGUAUCAGUUCAGGUGGGUUUGGUGUUCCUGUCGCUGUGUGCUCUGACGCUAUUGUAACUGCUGUUAAGACAUUUAGCAGUGAGGGAGGGCGAAGUCUGAAUAGAGUUAUCCUGAUUGAUAACAGAGUAGAGGUGGUGAGGGCCAUGCAGGAAGCAUGUGACCGGCUUUUCCAAGGGAUAAGUAGCAGAAACGCUGCACCAAGAGAUCAAGGAGGAGCCGCUGCUGGACCUCCUGAAGAUGGUGUCCGUGUAGAGAUCAUUCAGGGAACCAUGGAGACCCAGCAGGUGGAUGCCCUGGUAUCACCCAUGGUGAACAAUGAACCUCUCUCUACCCGUGUUGGAAACACUUUGUUUGAAAUCGUUGGACCCCAGCUGAAUGCAAAGUUCAGAAAGGAAGCAGGAGAAGAAACUGUGCCUGGUGACGUCGUCCUGGUGGAGGGCCUGCCCGUACUUCCAUCUAAUGCAGUGUUCUUCCUCAACCUUGUUCCCUGGGAUGAAGACCAAGAUGGACCUGCAGUUCAGGUUCUGAAACUGGCCAUCAACAACAUCCUAACUUCUUGUGAGAACAGAGGGUUUGGAUCGGUUGCUUUCCCUGUACUCGGUGCUGGGAUUGCCCUUAAGUUUCCCGUCAGCGUGGUUGCCAGGGUUCUACUGGAAGAAGUUCAUGCGUUUGAACAGAACCGAGCCAGCCGAAAACCAUUCCUGGUCCAUAUCGUCGUCCACCCCAAUGAUGAAAAGUCCAGAGAGGCCUUCAGGUAUGUCGAGGAAGCUUUCCAACUCAGAUCCACAACAGAUGUUCACCAUCCAGACCAAGUGUCAACUGCAAGAAGGAUCGUCUUGGUGGGAAAAACUGGAUCUGGGAAAAGCCAUCUAGCUAACACCAUAUUUGGAGAGAAAUUGUUCAAAACCGACCAUACUCCAAACUCUGGAACAAGUGAUUGUCAAGCUGAGACAAAAUUGGUCAAUGGAAGAAACAUCACUUUGAUCGACACUCCUGGUUUCUUUGAUACAGCCAUACCUGAGGAGAAGCUGAAGCCUGAAAUAGUGAGGUGUAUCACAGAGUGCGCUCCUGGGCCUCAUGCUUUUCUCAUUGUGCUGAAAGUGGAAAAAUUCACAGAGCACGAGCAGGCUGUCAUCGCUAAAAUAUGCCAAUAUUUCACUGAAGACGUUUUAAAAUAUGCUGUAAUUGUCUUCACACAUGGCGACGAGCUCCCUAAAGGGAUGAAAAUUGAGGAGUUUGUCAGUAAGAAUGACAAUCUGAGUGAUCUGGUGAAGAAGUGCGGCGGCCGUUGCCACGUCGUCGAUAAUAAACACUGGAAGAACAAACUGCAGAACAACUACAAGAGCAACCAGGUCCAGUUGGAGGAGCUGCUCGACACAAUAGACAAAAUGGUGAUGGAAAACAAUGGAGGCUAUUACACCAACAAGGUGUUUCUAAAAGUGGAGAAAGAAAUACAGAUAGAGGAAGAGCAAAUAAAAAAAAACUUCUCAUCAGAAAACAUGUCACAGGAACAGAUCAGAAAACAGGCGAAAAGCAUAGUGUCUGACAGGCUCAUGAUCCUACUAGCAGGCACAGCAACAGGAGCUUUGUUAGGAGCUUUUUUUGGCUUGGCAGGGAUGGUUCUAUUAGUUAUCACCGCUAUGCGAAACUGCCCUGGGUUGAUGAAUCUUGUGAAAAAGUUUCCAGCGUUAGGAGGCGCUGCAGCGGCAGCAGCAGGAGGAGGAGAAGUAGCAGGACUGGCAGCCACUGGAGUGGUGUUGGGCGUGGUUGCCACGGGCUUUGCUGCAACAGGAGGAGUAAUAGGUGGUAUUAUUGGACACGAGGCAGCUGAGGGAGCAGAAACAGCAGGAGAGGCAGCGGAGAUGGCAGCAAAGGCUGUCAUUAACAGAGGAAAAGCUGUGUUUAAGCUGCCUUAAUUACGUAACAUUCAUCUGAAGUUGUGUUUCUGGCCAACUGGAACAUGUUUAUCCAACAUGUAUUCCUUUUAUCUCUGUUUUUGUCUCCACCAACUCUGGAGGAAAAUAUCUGGCUCUUUAGCUGCGGAAAGUUUCAUAUAAUGCCGUUGGGAAUUUCAGGGUCUGGUAAUAAUUCUCUGUGGGUUUGAUACAACGAGCAGACAAGUAAUCCAUUGUUAAUAUAACAAAAAUUGAUUAGUGCAGCUUUAACUGAAGAGAAAAAAUGUUUUGGGCUGAUAAUCACAACAUAAACAAUACAAGGUAUGCAGUGAUUCUGAAAAAGGUUGAGGGAAAUGUUCAUUUUAAAGAGUCAAAAUAAUGAGUAAAAAUAUAUAAGUAUAUUUCCGGGUAAUGCAAUUGACAAUGUAUUUUAAAUCACUAUUUUUCAACUGACCUGUUUCUCUAUAUUAUGCCAUUAUUUGUUUGUUGGAAAUCUUGUUUUUUUUGACAAUAAAAGCACUGAUUGCAAA